Gorilla gorilla gorilla (western lowland gorilla) is the source of this 2282-nucleotide messenger RNA. RefSeq names its product mannose phosphate isomerase (gene MPI). Gene Ontology annotation, cellular component: cytosol. Gene Ontology annotation, biological process: carbohydrate metabolic process; GDP-mannose biosynthetic process. Bases 513 to 1784 code for a protein of 423 amino acids. Gene Ontology annotation, molecular function: mannose-6-phosphate isomerase activity; zinc ion binding. The record is from RefSeq and is a predicted model, not a curated record. NCBI's taxonomy places the organism in Eukaryota, Metazoa, Chordata, Mammalia, Primates, Hominidae. The transcript has 8 exons.
GGCUUCCGCUGUGGCUGUUUCCUCCCCGCAGAACACUCCUGCCUUCCUCACCGCCAAGUCUGGACUCAAACCUCACCCCCUCAAGAGGCUUGCCCAGACAGCCUUUUAAAUUCUGCAAACUGCCUCCCACUGCCACCUGCCCCCUUACUUUUUGUGGCCUUGACCUUUCAACAUACUACAUGAUUUGCUUACAAUACUUGUCUGUCUUGCCUUCACCAGAAUGUAAGCGCUCUACAAAGGCAGAGGGAAGGCUAUCUUGCUCUCUGAUGUAUCCUCCAGCCCUUAGAACAGUCCGUGGUACUUAGCAGGUUUUCAGUACAUCUGUGCCCGGCGAUGGAAAGAAUGAAUGAAUAGUGACACCGAAGAUCGCGGCCGUAAGCCUCUGGGCACGGGUGCCCCAGGGCCUGGCGGAACGCUCAGGGAACUACAUUUCCCGUGAAGCUCUGGGCGCAGAGGGCCGCGGGGGCUGCCGGGAAAGGCAUACGUGCUUAAUCCUGGUGCAGGGGGCGAGCAUGGCCGCUCCGCGAGUAUUCCCACUUUCCUGUGCGGUGCAGCAGUAUGCCUGGGGGAAGAUGGGUUCCAACAGCGAAGUGGCGCGGCUGUUGGCCAGCAGUGAUCCACUGGCCCAGAUCGCAGAGGACAAGCCCUAUGCAGAGUUGUGGAUGGGGACUCACCCCCGAGGGGAUGCCAAGAUCCUUGACAACCGCAUCUCACAGAAGACCCUAAGCCAGUGGAUUGCUGAGAACCAGGACAGCUUGGGCUCAAAGGUCAAGGACACCUUUAAUGGCAACCUGCCCUUCCUCUUCAAAGUGCUCUCAGUUGAAACACCCCUGUCCAUCCAGGCACACCCUAACAAGGAGCUGGCAGAGAAGCUGCACCUCCAGGCUCCGCAGCACUACCCCGAUGCCAACCACAAGCCAGAGAUGGCCAUUGCCCUCACCCCCUUCCAGGGCUUGUGUGGCUUCCGGCCAGUUGAGGAGAUUGUAACCUUUCUAAAGAAGGUGCCUGAGUUUCAGUUCCUGAUUGGAGAUGAGGCAGCAACACACCUGAAGCAGACCAUGAGCCAUGACUCCCAGGCUGUGGCCUCCUCUCUGCAGAGCUGUUUCUCCCACCUGAUGAAGAGUGAGAAGAAGGUGGUGGUGGAACAGCUCAACCUGUUGGUGAAGCGGAUCUCCCAGCAAGCGGCUGCCGGAAACAACAUGGAGGACAUCUUUGGGGAGCUUUUGCUACAGCUGCACCAGCAGUACCCAGGUGAUAUCGGCUGCUUUGCCAUCUACUUCCUGAACCUGCUUACCCUGAAGCCUGGGGAGGCCAUGUUUCUGGAGGCCAACGUACCCCAUGCCUACCUGAAAGGAGACUGCGUGGAGUGCAUGGCGUGUUCAGACAACACAGUUCGUGCUGGCCUGACACCCAAGUUCAUUGAUGUGCCAACCCUGUGUGAAAUGCUCAGCUAUACCCCUAGCUCCAGCAAGGACAGGCUCUUUCUCCCAACACGGAGUCAGGAAGACCCCUACCUCUCUAUCUAUGACCCCCCUGUACCAGACUUCACCAUUAUGAAGACGGAGGUCCCUGGCUCUGUCACUGAAUACAAGGUCUUGGCACUGGACUCUGCCAGCAUCCUCCUGAUGGUACAGGGGACAGUAAUAGCCAGCACACCCACAACCCAGACACCAAUCCCUCUGCAACGUGGUGGCGUGCUCUUCAUUGGGGCCAAUGAGAGUGUCUCACUGAAGCUUACUGAGCCGAAGGACCUGCUGAUAUUCCGUGCCUGCUGUCUGCUGUAAAGGCUGCAGCCUCCCCAGUUCUCCUCUGCCAGCCACCCUAAAUUCCAGCCAGCCUCACCUCCUCGGGCCCAGCUCAAGCCCCCUUCCUUGCUCUGGACCCCUUAGGUAUACCCUGGAAGAGCUGGGGUGGGGGAGGAGGGAGCAUGAAGGUAGUGACUCCUGAACACACCCAGGUGGAACCAUCUUUGGGGAGGAGAGGCCCGUGUGAGGGGUCUGAUACUCCCCUUGUCUUCCCUCUCUACUCCUCGCUACACCUGAGCCAGGCUCUUGCCAACUCUGUUCCAGCCUAUGGCUUUAGGCUAGCUGUUAAAUAUGUGACCCAGCAUUAGCUCAGCAUCUGUCAGAGCAAGAGACCAGGUAAUUUCUAAGAACAGGGUUCUAGUGCUGGGACUGCCCAUUUCCUCAGCUGCAGAGGAGGAAAGGGAAAGGGUAGGCCUGUAGACUAAUGCUGUUUACACGCUUGUUCUGUCAAAGCAAUUAAAGAUCACUUGUGUCGAG